This is a messenger RNA of Knipowitschia caucasica, 852 nucleotides long. Lineage: Eukaryota; Metazoa; Chordata; Actinopteri; Gobiiformes; Gobiidae. The record is from the annotation of a GenBank genome assembly.
AUGUCCCACCAACCAGUACGUACUCAUCCUGCCUUUGCCCUGGGGACCAUCAACACAGGGACCAUCAAGACAGGGACCAUCAAGACAGGGAUCAUCAAGACAGGGACCACCGAGACAGGGACCAUCAACACAGGGACCAUCAAGACAGGGACCAUCAAGACAGGGAUCAUCAAGACAGGGAUCAUCAAGACAGGGACCCUCAAGACAGGGAUCAUCAAGACAGGGACCAUCAAGACAGGGACCAUCAAGACAGGGAUCAUCAAGACAGGGACCAUCAAGACAGGGACCAUCAAGACAGGGAUCAUCAAGACAGGGACCAUCAAGACAGGGACCACAGAGACAGGGACCACCGAGACAGGGACCAUCAACACAGGGACCAUCAAGACAGGGACCCUCAAGACAGACACCAUCAAGACAGGGACCAUCAAGACAGACACCAUCAAGACAGGAACCAUCAAGACAGACACCAUCAAGACAGGGACCAUCAACACAGGGACCAUCAAGACAGGGACCACCGAGACAGGGACCAUCAACACAGGGACCAUCAAGACAGGGACCAUCAAGACAAGAACCGUCAAGACAGGAACCAUCAAGACAAGGACCAUCAAGACAGGUACCAUCAAGAAAGAGCCCAUCAAGACAGACACCAUCAAGACAGGAACCAUCAAGACAGGGACCAGGAGACACAAGACCAUGAAGAGAGGGACUAGGAGAGACACCAUGAAGGAGAGAGACCAUCAACAAAGGGACCAGGAGAGUCACCAUGAAGAGACGGACCAUGAAGAGGGACCAGGAGAGAGAUCAGUAGAGGAGAGGGACCAAGAGAGGACACCACGAGACACAAGACCAUGA